CUGACGACGCCCGUCCACUCGAAUCUUCGACUUCGACUUGGACUCGGGCUCAGGCUCAGACCCCGUCGCAGUCCCAGUCUCAGUUUCAUUCUCAAGUCCGGUUUUUCAGGGGAACGACGUAGAGCGCGUACCGCUUCGCGCUAUUUUCAGUGGCAGUUUUUAGUGUGUUUCCCCCUUUAGACAAAUAUCUCUCGAGAGUGUAUUUAUGAGACAAAACAACAACAAUAAGAAACCCAAAAAUAAAGGAGAAAUUAAUAAACACAAAAUUAUUUCCACUUAGAAAACAAAAAGAGGAAAAAUAGCCGUCGGCUAAGUGAAAAUUGUGUGAGAAAAUUAACAAUUUAAGAAGAAAUAUCCACGUUAGAUCCACGAAUUCCAAGUGCAGUGAACGAUUACGAUUCAGUUCGCCUGCUACUUGUCUUGUUGAAGACAAACGCCACGCCGCUACGUAAUUGAAAUUGAAGCCCGACAAAAGCUCGGGAGGAACAGGAGAGAGAGAGAGACAGCUAAGCCAGAAUGGUUCUAGUGCUGAAUGGCGUGCUGCAGGAUGAUUGCCCGAUGGACACCAACAGCCUGUUCCUGCAGCAUCCCGUCUACAGAGAUUAUGCCCAGCAGUUGCACUCGAUACAGGCCAAGUCCGUGGGACCCGUGGGUCUGCUCUAUGUCGGGCAGCGGGAGCUGGCCGCCUCUGCCCCGCACGACAAGAACGUCAACAUCAUUGGCGCCGACGAUGCCACCACCUGUAUUAUUGUUGUCGUGAGGCACUCUGGAUCUGGGGCCGUGGCUUUGGCCCACUUUGAUGGAAGCGGUGUGGACGAGGCUGUCUGCACCAUGGUCUCUCGGGUGCAAGAGCUGGCACUGGGCUAUCCCGAAGGACGCAUCGAGUUGCAGUUGAUUGGUGGCUAUCGAGACUCAAAGGGCUACGGCGAGGAUGUUUUCUAUAGCAUUAUGCAAUCAUUCCACAAUCAUCACCUCGAGAUCGAUUUGACGCAGGCCUGUGUGGGCGAGCUGAACACCAUGCUGCGCGGCGAGAUCAACUGCCCCAUCAUAUAUGGUGUGGGUGUGAACAUCAAGACUGGUGAGAUCUUUCCGGCCAGCUUCCCAGACCGAGGCCCCGACCGUGAGCUGCGCGAUGCUCGCAUCUUCAUGGGUGCGCAGUCGGUUCUGGAUGUGUACGACUCCACGCUGGGAAUGCUGCGCAUUGGGCCCUUCAACUAUGAUCCGCUGCGCGGCGCCGACUUGUGGCUAUCGCAGACGGAUGAGUUUCUGCUGCAGCAUUUGUCCUCCAGCCCCGAUGUGGAGCCGCCACAUUUUGCGCCCCAGACGCGUGCCACCAUCAAAUUCAUACAGGAGAACCAGUUUCCCGCUGUCACCGUCUUCAGGGACAAUAGGCCGCGCUACUUUCGGCGCGAUGACGCCACGGGGUGCUGGGCUCUGAUUCAAGAGUGAGUUCGGAUGUGAGGACCCUUUGGGACGCGCCUUAGAAAUGGAUCUGAACGUAAAAACGAACAAUUAAUAAAUGAUAAUGUGUGCUGCAUAUGCUGCAAUUAUCACAUCUUAUUAAUAUCUAAAAGAGAUUCUUAGCAAAAUAUAUACACAACAUAUGUAAACAAAACAAUUUCAAAUGCAAUCAUUUUUAGUUGUAACUGUAAACUGUAAUCAAAAGUGUACGAAAUAUAGAAAUGGCUUGGCUAUACAUACAUAAACUA
This is a messenger RNA of Drosophila guanche, 1709 nucleotides long. It is a transcript of the gene Ntan1, whose product is annotated as protein N-terminal asparagine amidohydrolase. The coding region runs from base 517 to 1449 and encodes 310 amino acids. Lineage: Eukaryota; Metazoa; Arthropoda; Insecta; Diptera; Drosophilidae. Gene Ontology annotation, cellular component: nucleus. The transcript is spliced from 7 exons. Gene Ontology annotation, biological process: ubiquitin-dependent protein catabolic process. The record is from RefSeq and is a predicted model, not a curated record. Gene Ontology annotation, molecular function: protein-N-terminal asparagine amidohydrolase activity.